CCCAAGCCCUUCGUACACCUCCACACGCACACAUACAGCAAGAGGAGAGGAAGAGCAACAUUUCCUCCCAACACUCAACCAUGAGUAGCAUCGGAUAUGACCCUUACUACUCCACCUCAUCAUACAGACGCUAUUUUGCUGAGCCUCCUGCACGUGUGGUGGUGACUAGAGGGAGGACCCUCUCUGGCUUCUCUACUCAUGCAUCCCCACUGUCUUCCUCCCGUCUGCAGUACUCCUCUCCUGGCCGUGUGCUCUACUCUUCUUCCUCACCAGCCUCUUCCCUGGAGCUGGAACUCAGCCAAGCGGCCCAGAUCAGCUCCGAGUUCCGAGCUGUACGCACACAAGAGCGCAGCCAGCUGCAGGACCUUAAUGACCGUUUUGCCGGUUUCAUCGAGAGAGUGCGUGAGCUGGAGCAGCAGAACCGUGCCUUGGAGGCAGAACUGCUGCUGCUGAGGCAAAGGCACUCUGAGCCGUCCCGCCUGAGAGCACUGUAUGAGCAAGAGGCCCGGUCCCUGAGAGCAGCUGUGGAUGAAGCUAGGGCAGAACAACAGGCUGUCCUAAGUCAGAGAGAGAGGCUGGAGCAAACCCUGAGUGCUCUGCAGGGUCGAUAUGAGCAGGAGGUGUUGGCUCGUGAAGAAGCUGAGGGCAAGCUGAUGGAGGCUCGUCGGGAGGCUGACGAGGUUACCUUAGCAAAGGCUGAGCUGGAGAAAAGUGUGGAAAUCCUGCUGGACGAGCUGGCCUUCCUCAAGAGGAUUCAUGAGGGUGAAGUGGUUGAACUUCAGGCCCAAGUCCAGCUGGGUGUGCAGGUGGCUGUGGAAUCUGAGGCUGCCGCUCCGGACCUCUCUGGGGCUCUCAGGGAUAUCCGGUCCCAGUAUGAAAGGCUGGCUGCCAGGAACAUGCAGGCAGCUGAGGAGUGGUUCAGAAGCAAGGUAGGCUCCCUGACUGAAACUGUGGCCCAGCACACUGAUGCUGUGAGAAGCUCCAAGGACGAAGCAGGAGAGUACCGACGUCAGCUACAAGCCCGCAUACUGGAAAUCGAUGCAUGCAGAGGCCUCAAUGAAUCCCUGGAAAAACAGCUGCAUGACAUGGAGGAGAAACAGAGUGCAGAGAUAGCAGCUAUGCAGGAUACCAUUGCAGAACUGGAGAGUGAGCUGAGGGGCACUAAACAGGAAAUGGCACGCUACCUGAAGGAGUACCAGGACCUUCUGAAUGUCAAGAUGGCUCUGGACAUCGAGAUUGCUGCAUACAGGAAGCUCCUGGAAGGGGAGGAGUCUCGCUUCAGUGUAGGUAUGGCCGGGGGAGUGUCCCCGUUGUACAGCCACAGUUUGUCAGCGCCCUCUUUCGCUAGGCCCGUCUUCUCCAGCCUGAGCUCUGGCACCUCCUACCUGAUGACCUCACGCCUGCUCAGCUCCAGUGUCAGCACCACUGAAGGCAUCAUCUCUGCCAGCCACGCCCAGCAAGCAGAGGCCAGCCCACCUGGUGAGGAGGAGGUGGAAGAGGAGGAAAAGGAGGAAGAGGAAGCUAAGGAAGAAGAGGUGGGAGAAGAAACAGAGGAGAAAAAGGAUGAAGAGGAAGAGGAAGGUGAGGAGGAGGGUGAGAAAGAAGAUGAAGCUAAGGAAGUAGAGGAAGAGGAUAAGGAAGAAGGCGAGGGUGGUGAUGAAGAGGAGCAAAAGGAAGAUGCAGCAGAAGCUGCAGAAGAUGAAGGAGAGAAAGAGGGAAAAGAUGAAGGGGAGGAAACUGAAGCACAAGAGGAGGCAAAAGCAGAAGGAGCUGAUGACAAAGAAGAUGAUACAAAAGAUGAAGCACAAGAGCAGGAGGAAGUUCAAAAGAGUGAGGAGAAAGAAGAUAAAGCUGAUGACAAAGACGUGAAAGCUGUUCCGAAAAAAGAUGACAAAGCCGAAGCAAAAAAGGAGAAAGAUGAAGAGAAAGCUGCCCAACCUGAGCCAGCUGAAGAGAAGAGCACAAAGGAUAAAAAGUAAACCGUUAUGGUCAAGACUGUCCACAAAAAAAUGCAGCUUAAAGACAGGUAGAGGCAACAGUGCUGUCCUCUUAGAUCUGCUUGUUGACAUGGUGCUCAAUAACACAGUCCAACAGCCAUUUAAAGCAACAAAUCAAGGUUAAAUGCUUACCAGUGUUCCGCAUAGCCCAUAAAGGUCUUGUUGCACAGUUCUGAGUGAAUGUAAUAGUGUAUGUGUGUGAGAGUUCUGGUGGGUAAAUAAAUUAUUCUUAAAGCCGUGC
Molecule: messenger RNA, 2238 nt
Organism: Pelmatolapia mariae (spotted tilapia)
Lineage: Eukaryota; Metazoa; Chordata; Actinopteri; Cichliformes; Cichlidae
Gene: nefla
Product: neurofilament light chain a
Exons: 4
Coding region: 81-1979 (632 amino acids)
Biological process (GO): neurofilament bundle assembly
Cellular component (GO): intermediate filament; cytoplasm; axon
Molecular function (GO): structural constituent of postsynaptic intermediate filament cytoskeleton
Source: RefSeq, a predicted model, not a curated record